AUUCUUUUAAAUAGUGAGAGAAAUCAAAAGAUAUUUUAGAGCCUAACGUUUCUGUCAAAUCCCAAUGUUGACUGCAAUGGCUGAUGGGGAGCAACACUUCACCAUCUAUGAUCCCACCUCCAAUCUGCCAGUGACAGUAAAUAAUGUGGUUCAAAGUGCAGAAGAUGCUCAAGCUGUGCAGAGCAUUCAGUAUACCACCACAGCAGAUGGUGUGCAGGUGGCUCAGAUGGGAUCAAAUGAUGUCAUACAGGUAGCACAAGCUGAUGCCAGUUUUCAGCAGGCUGCAAGAUUCCAGACUAUAAGAGCAGGACAGCCACAAGUUAUUUCUAAUACAUCUUUUACUCCUAAUACUCAGGUUGCAUCAAUAGUCCAGUCAAAUGUCCUUCAAAAUGUGCACCAAACUCAGACUGCCCAGCCUUCUCAAGCACCAGCCAUUGGCAGCUCAUCUUCCAACAUCAUCCCACAGAUGCUUUUUCUCAACCAGGUUUCAAUCAAUGGACACACAUCUUAUGUCCUUGUUUAUGCUAAUAACAAACCAGUUCAGCUUCCCCAGGGAAUACAAGUGAUCAAUCUACCAACCCAACAACUAGCAGGCCAACCAAUCCAGAUGCCGACCAGUGAUACCGGGGAUGAGCCUCUGUGCGUCAAUGCUAAGCAGCAUCACAGGAUAUUAAAGAGAAGACAAGCCAGGGCUAAACUAGAAUCAGAAGGAAAGAUUCCUAAAGAAAGACAGAAAUAUCUGUACGAGUCUCGUCAUCGACAUGCUUUGAAUCGAACACGAGGAAGUGGAAGCAUAUUUGUAAAGGGCAUGGAGCAGAGUUUCUUCCAG
This is a messenger RNA of Physella acuta, 829 nucleotides long. RefSeq names its product nuclear transcription factor Y subunit alpha-like. The record is from RefSeq and is a predicted model, not a curated record. Gene Ontology annotation, molecular function: DNA-binding transcription factor activity. Gene Ontology annotation, biological process: regulation of DNA-templated transcription. NCBI's taxonomy places the organism in Eukaryota, Metazoa, Mollusca, Gastropoda, Physidae.